UUUUGUAAAAUGACACCAGGUGGAAAAUGAUGCAAUGUAGAAGAAUGAGUCGUAGCGAUGUUGUGUUGUACGGAAAACUUUUCUUUGACCGUGUUAACGAAGGUGUAGUCAAAUGAAAAUUAGUAGGCGUGUAAAAAUCUUACAGAAUGAAAGAGGUAGUUGUAGAUUACAGUAAUAAACUGAUUAUGGCUCCUAUGGUUCGCAUAGGAACCCUUCCCACGCGGCUCCUAGCGCUUGAGUAUGGAGCUGAUUUAGUUUAUAGCGAAGAGUUGAUCGAUUAUCGGAUGCUUAGAUGUAAAAGAAUAGAAAAUGCUAUAUUGGAUACUGUUGAUUUUGUAGACGAAGAUCAAAAUGUGGUUUUCAGGACAUGUAAAAAGGAAAGGGAAAGAAUUAUACUGCAGAUUGGUACUUGUGAUCCAGAAAGAUGUCUCCGUGUGGCCAAAAUGGUUGAAAAAGAUGUUGCUGGCAUAGAUAUUAACAUGGGAUGUCCAAAAGAAUUUUCCCUGAAAGGUGGAAUGGGAGCCGCUCUGUUAACUCAACCGGAGAAGAUAAACCAGAUUUUGACUACUCUGGUGAAAGAGCUGUCGUGUCCGAUAACCUGUAAGAUCAGAGUUUUAGAUACCGUGGAAGACACCGUCGAAUUGGCCAAACUGAUAGAAAGUACGGGAGUGUCCGCUUUGGCCGUUCACGGCAGGACGAAAGAAGAACGUCCCCAGCACCGCAAUCGAAAUCACUUUAUCAAAGCCGUCGUCCGGUCCGUUGACGUCCCCGUGAUAGCCAACGGCGGUUCGGGCGAAAUUACUUGUUACGAAGACGUCGAGAGAUUUAGAACGGAGACCGGGGCGAGUUCGGUCAUGCUCGCCCGCCAGGUGGAAAAAAAUUGUUCUAUAUUCCGUAAAGACGGUCUGUUACCGUUGGAUGUUGUUAUUAGGUCGUAUUUAAAAUUUGCAAUAGAUUAUAAUAAUAAUACGACAAACACGAAAUAUUGUAUUCAGCAAAUGUUAGGUUCUCUUCAGGAUACGCCGUGCGGCAGAGCGUUAUUGAAUGCUCAACUUAUGAAAGAUAUCUGUGAUCUCUGGAAUAUGGGUGAUUAUUACGUUAAAAAACAGGACGACUUUAAAACAAUUUCGAUGAAUUUGAAAAGACUACAUGCGGAUUGUAACUUUGGCUUGCAUCUCAAGAGACGUAAAUUAGAAAAUAACGAAAUUUGGGAAACCGAUGCAAAAUUCAUUAAAAGUGUCUUUGGAAAGGCCGACUUACCGAAAACUGUUUUGUGUAAUUGGACCAGAAAAAAUAAUAUUAAACAACCAAAUUAUCAAACGUUUCAAAUAGAGAAAAGUUUUAAAUCCAUUGUUACUGUCAAUAAUAAAAUGUAUUCUAGCAGUUGUUUGGAGAAAAAUAAGAGAAUGGCUGAACAAGGUGCUGCAUUAGUUGCACUCAUUGGACUAGAAAUCAUUAAUAAUGAGCAAAUAAAAUUAUUAUUAAAUUCUUGAAUAGAUUUUAUUAAAAUUAGUUUUUCAUCAUUCAGACUGAUGAAGAUAUACAGUACAUAAAAUGUUUUGUAAUAUGGCUUUGGCAUUAUGAAUUUGAUAUUUUGCAUCUAUUAUAUAAAUGUAUAAUAGUUUUGAUUGUUAUAUGAAAUAUAAAUAUGCUUACAGUUAAGUAUAAUUUGUGUAAAUUCAUUUAUAUAAAUUAUUCUAAUUAUAAUAAAUAGCUUUACAUUUUGAAAUUAAAAGCAAUUUAUAUUUUAAAAUAGUGAAUUUAAAUCAAAAUUGUAAUUUUAUUGAAUAAUUUGCACUUUUAACAGUGGGUGAAGUUUAAGGAAUUCUAAUAUUUCAACCCAGUUAAUGGUCUAUCUUAAAGCACAGACAGUUGAAAUUGGAAUAAAUUCCACUUUCAACUGUGCUUGAAGAUGGCCCAUUAACUGGGUUGAAGUGUUGGCAUUCCUUAAACUUUACCCACUGUUAAAGGUGCAUUGAUUAAUUCAGCAAAGGAAUUAUAAUGGCUAGUUAAUCCUUAUUGCCAUUUUAUUGUGUUAUGUAUGUAUAUAUACCUGUAGUAUAAUUAUAUAAAUUGCAUAUUGAUCAAA
Messenger RNA from Centruroides sculpturatus (bark scorpion), 2089 nucleotides. RefSeq names its product tRNA-dihydrouridine(20) synthase [NAD(P)+]-like. Gene Ontology annotation, molecular function: tRNA dihydrouridine synthase activity; tRNA binding; flavin adenine dinucleotide binding. The record is from RefSeq and is a predicted model, not a curated record. The transcript has a single exon. NCBI's taxonomy places the organism in Eukaryota, Metazoa, Arthropoda, Arachnida, Scorpiones, Buthidae. Gene Ontology annotation, cellular component: cytoplasm. The coding region runs from base 147 to 1493 and encodes 448 amino acids. Gene Ontology annotation, biological process: tRNA dihydrouridine synthesis.